This is a messenger RNA of Drosophila elegans, 4055 nucleotides long. It is a transcript of the gene tun, whose product is annotated as protein N-terminal glutamine amidohydrolase. The record is from RefSeq and is a predicted model, not a curated record. Gene Ontology annotation, cellular component: cytosol; nucleus. NCBI's taxonomy places the organism in Eukaryota, Metazoa, Arthropoda, Insecta, Diptera, Drosophilidae. Bases 986 to 1603 code for a protein of 205 amino acids. The transcript has 5 exons. Gene Ontology annotation, molecular function: protein-N-terminal glutamine amidohydrolase activity; protein-N-terminal asparagine amidohydrolase activity.
CCACGUGGGUCACACUGUGUGAAUUCGGGAACGCGUACACAACACGGAGCGGAGUGCGCCGAGAAAAAAUAAAAGCGGAAAAGCCACCACCAGAGCGUGGAAGGGAAAAGGAAAAGCUGAUAGAGAGGGUCCCCAAAAAAACACACACAGCCUGCAUUCCUCGCGAUUCUCCAGGACACUUUUAUUCGGCUGCACUUUCCUGUGGACCGAACCGCAGUACUUGAAGCCUUUGAGUAGGAUAAAAUUGCAUGGUUUGCUGAGUGUGUUGCCCCAGGCUCUGUCACCUGGUCAGCCUGUUCGCCCCCAUCCUUGUCCCGCUACCGAAAAUACAAAAAAAAAAAUCAUCAUCAGCGGGGGAUGAGCGCGAUUGUUUUUGGGCAGGUGAGCAGGUGUUCCCAACACAAGGAAAAAAAUCGAAGCAACAUGAGAUAAAAGCCUCAGCGUCCUCAGCAUAAUUUAAAUCGCACAAAAAUCGAAUCGAAACGAAAACGAGAAAAUCGGCUCCUUCGUGAGAGAGCCCAGUGCAUGUGUAUGUGUGUGUGUGAGUGAGCAGCAUCCUGGAAACCAGAAAACGACAGGAAAAAUAACAAAAAUAUCAGGACAUCAUCGCAGCAGCAUCAUCCCUGGGAAUGGAGACAUGUCGGGAUCGGGACCAGGAUCAGGAUUAGCCAGAACAGCAUCCUCCGAUGCCUCCGAUACCGCAUCAUAGACAUAGAUACACACCCUGCUUUUUGUCCAGGCAGCGACGCAUAAUGCAGUAAUUAUAUACCGCUCGCCUCGUGUCUCGUGCAAUCCAGUCGUCCCAAUCCAGUCGUCCCCAGUGACAAUUAGCCCCUGGCCCCCGUCAAUUCACCCGGCAAUCGUCCACCCACAUCAACUCCUGCCCCAAGGACACCCAUAGCCAUAGCCAUAGCCAUAACCAUAGCCACAAUAGGCAUAGCAAUAGAGGUGACGAACAGAACCACAGAUCCCGAAUCGCAUCAAGAUGACCACGGACUUUCUGUUCCCCAAGAUAGCGGACUGCUCCUAUGUGUCCUGUUACUGCGAGGAGAACGUGUGGAAGCUCUGCGAGCAGGUGAAGCGGACGCGGCCCGAGGAGCUGUCCAAGUGCUACGCCGUAUUCGUGUCCAACGAGGGUCGCACCGUGCCCCUUUGGCGCCAGAAAGCCGGCCGCGGCGACGAUCAAGUUGUGAUAUGGGACUACCACGUCUUCUUCAUGCACAAUCCCUCGCUGAAUCGCUGUUUGGUGUUCGAUCUGGACACCACGCUGCCCUUCCCCACAUACUUCCACAAGUACGUGACGGAGACAUUUCGCUCCGAUCUGGCCCUGCGACCGGAGCACCACAGAUUCUUCAGAGUCAUACCCGCAGACACAUAUCUCAUUGAGUUCUCGUCGGACCGGCGUCACAUGCGUCGGCCGGAUGGCAGUUGGAUCAAGCCGCCGCCCUCAUAUCCACCCAUUCUCUCGAAUACCAACAUACACUGUCUGGGCGACUUCAUCUGCAUGAGUGCAGGAAAAGGUCCUGGAGUGGUCUACAGCCUCUCGGAAUUCGUGCAGAACUUCUACAAGUCGCCCCACGUGAUGGCGCAGAACAACAAGUAGAGGAGGGCUCAAGGACCCGGGGAUCUGAAUCCAACAUCCCACUGAUGCAGAACGCAUCAAGCAACGCAUCCACAUCCAAAUGCAAAUACAAAUCCGUAUCGAAAUCGAAAUCGUUUUGUCGUUGUCGUUACCAGACAGUUAAUUACCAAUUGCAUACAUAUACAUACAUACAUAUACACGCGAACAUAUAAAUAUAUUUAUGAUAAUGUAUUUUUGUAUUCAGGUUAACAAAAAAUCAAGUGCAGAAGAAGGUUAAAACGCAAACGCUGGCGCCACGCAGCCUUUUGCGUUCAUUUGCAUUGAAAUUCGAUUCUAAAGAAAUUAUAAAUCUAAUUAUACAUUUUUUUAUUGUACGUAUAUUGUAUUGUAUUCGAUAAAAGCAACCACACACACAUAUAUAUAUAUAGAAUAGCCGAGGGCAGAGAUGAGAUUUUUAUUCGUUACUCUACUCCAAGUACUUUUUGUAACUCUAAACCUAAACCUAAACGAAAUGGAAACGCACCAAUUACGAGUAAAGUAAACAAAGUCGAUAUACAUAUGGAUAUGGAUCUAACUACCACUUUGCAUACUACGCUACGCUCUCGAUUCUGUAAUUCAAUUUUUGGCUAGGCUCAAAGCUAACCCACACCUAACUCAAACUUACACUCUACUCUAAAACUAACGUUAACGUCGAAUCUAAGCGAGGCGGUAUAAUUGCAUUAAAGCUUGUUAACUUGUUUUACCGUGUUUACACUAAUUACGUACUCGUACCGCAAUUAUAAUUGUAAUUCGAAUAUUAUCUACUUUGUAUACAACGGAAACCAAAUCGAUGAUAAUACUGAUAAUGUGUAUUGUGUAUGUUUGUAUCUAGCUAGUUUUUGUACGGUUUGUAUGCCCGAGGAUCCUCAGUCGAAUCCGCAUUAGUAGCCGCCACUCCCUCUUUCCCAAUCCGCCCAUCCGACCCUCCCGAUAUGAAAAUCCCAAAAUCCGAACACCACUUAGCGUUGAUUUCGAUAUAUUUAUCGUGUCGUUUCCCCGUUCGAUUGAUGACUUGUGACGCGCAAAGACUGAUUCAUUAUACGCUCUACGGUAGCUGCAGCCCUAAUGUCCGAAAAAAAAACCCCAUCUUUCGUACCCUAUCCUAUCCCUUGAGUGUCCUAGACAUCUUUCGAUUGUUUUUUGUCCGGCUUCCAACCUUUACACUCGGAUUAGUUAACGAAACUCGCAUUUAUUUUUGAUUUACUGGUUUACAUUGUUUUGGGAUUUGUAUAGAGAGGUUUUUACUCGACUUGUACUUGUACGGGGAAUACCAUAUAGACAUAAACGAUAUAUAGGACAUAAACGAGGAUGUAUAAAAAUAAAUGCUGUGCAAAAGUCUCAAAGUUAAACCUAAACUCUUAAUUAUACAACUCUAGCGAACAACCAAAACCAAAACACGAAACGUUUCUCAAUGUUCUCAAUGUAUCUGCGAUUAGAUAGAUACCUAUACAUAUAUUUAUAUUUAUAUUUAUACGAAUACCCUUGAGUUUGUAUUGUGUUUUUAUCGAUGGCUACUAUCGUUCAUCGGCAAUUGUUUAUCGCCGGAAUCGAGCACCAAGCAAGCGAUUACAAUUAAGUGUGUAAAAAUCAAUUAUAUAUAGACACUCACAUAGAUAGAGCAUACUUAUCGUGUAACUUGGCAUUUGCGCCACUCUUUUUCUCUUCCAAUUUUCUACUACAAACCGAAAACAUGGCAUAUUAACAAUAUUGGGCAAAUAAAUAGACAUUUAACGGGCAGAUAUAUAUAUAUAUAUAUUUAACUGUAAGCUAAUCAUUAAGUUUUGGCGCCAGCGCGAAAUCUGCGCGUCUUUUUACUCUUUUUUACAUAAGCAUAUAUAUUUAACUGAAUGAAUCGCAACUGAGCAUAAACGCAAACACUGAGAACCCGCAGCCGACUUUGAUUCAGAUAUUUGUACAUCUGAUAUAUCUUUACCAAAGGGAAGUUUGACCUCCGAUAGCAAAAGAACAAUUCAGAUAAGAUCAGGACAGGCUAAACCAUUUCUAAUCCUCCUCUUUAUCCAUCUGUAAUCCACUUUGAACCCCGGUAGCUGCAAGUGGUUUCAAAUCCAAGUCCGAAUCCCUCUCCCACACAUUAGUUGAGAACUAAGAUUUACAACCGAUUCCACGCUUUAUUGGCCUACGCCUUUGUUGAUCUUUUCAUCUAUAAAUUAUCCAUCGUACUUUUGAUUGUUAUUGUAAAAUAUUUUUACAACUCCCUAGUAUUUAUACGUGCAAACAUAAAACGAAACAAGCGAACAAAAAACCAAAGUCAAACGAUGCAAGAAGCAAAUGAAAUAACAUUCUAUUUAUGGAUCAUUGAAUUAUGAUUGUUCUCUUAAUUCUGCAAAUGUGACGCGCUAAUGGAAAAUCAAUAUGAAUACCACUUAAAUUAAAAAUACCGAUCAAUAAAAUAUUCUUGAAAUUGCAUUUUAAA